AAGGAGGAGGGCUCACUUGUCAAGAAUGCCUUAGAAGAGUUGUGAAAACAGCCAGCCCGAGAAGGGGAGUCAUGCAGUUGCGGAUGCAGUUCUCCUACCAAGCCACAAGCCAGUCAGAUCAGUCAGGGAGAGAGACAGAGAGAAAGUGUGUGAGAGUGUCUCAGGACCAGAGGCUCUAAAGGACGUCACACACACUCCCAGAGAGAGAGGGAAACACGCUGUCACAGGAAGGCGUCUAUCCUCACGCGUUCUGGGCUGUGGAGGAGUCAUCAGCCUCUGCCAGAAGUGAGUAUUCCAGAGGUGGAUGCAAUGAAAACGAUGAUGUGCAUUUAGUCAGCUGCAGUGGAUAUUUCUCAAGAGUGACAAAGAUACUGAUUUCCCACUUUGACUUUCUUUCUGAGGAAGGGUUUUUAACUCCUCAGCACGGAGAAAAAGACUUUGUAAUAAGACACUAUUCAAGAGUGCGUGAAGUGUUUUCGCAUCACCAUGGAUCAGCCAGCCAGCAGCUGCAUGCGGAGCGCCCAUCCCAGCAGCCCCAUCUGGGGUUGCAUGAGGAACCCUCACUCAGGGGUCCCAGGAGCCAAUCUGCAAUCGCCCUACCAGCAGGCCCCUUUCUCUCUGCACCAGAAGCCCGAGUUCCUGGCCUACACAGACUUCUCCAGCUCUUGCCUGGUGCCGACUGCGCCGCACGCAGCCUACCCCCGUGACGACAGACUGUACCAAGAGAGCCCUGGGGGUUAUCAGAGAGUCGACUGGCCGUUCAACCCCUGCGAGACGCGGGUGAGAGCGCCAGAGGCCUGCCCGCCCGUCGCCCCCGCAGUAGUAGGCGGCGGUGGGGUUGGAGGCGUGGGCGUAGGGCCUGAGCUGGACAGUGCAGGGGGAGAACGGCUGCCAGGGGCCGUGUCCGGAUGCCUGGAGGGAGAAUAUUCGCCCCAGAGCGUGGCAUCGGCCGACUCUGACAAGAAGAGCUCCAAUAAGAGGAAGAGGGAUGUCACAGAUAUCCAGGAGUCCAGUUUUAAGGUGGACUCCAGCUGCAAGGCCAGGAAAGAGCGCACAGCGUUCACCAAGGAGCAGUUGAGAGAGCUGGAAGCCGAAUUCACCCACCAUAACUACCUGACCAGGCUCCGCCGCUACGAGAUCGCCGUCAACCUGGACCUCACAGAGAGACAGGUGAAAGUGUGGUUCCAGAACAGGAGGAUGAAGUGGAAGCGAGUGAAAGGAGGACAGUCAUCUUCACCCAACGACCUGGAAAAUGACGACAUAGACUCUGCUGCCUCGCCCACCUCUGAAUGAACAAGAAGGGCCGGCGCUGUGAAAAGGAGACGCCAAUGUCUCUCGGAGAAAAAAGGACGAGUGGACAACUGGACACCAGUGCAUCACAGUGCAAACCUUAUUUCUAUGGAAAGGAAUCAAAUAAUUUUAAAGACUUUUUUAAAAAAUUCCCAGGCAGAAAACACUGGGCAUCUCCUUUGUUGUUUUCUAUUGUAAAUAGUUGAUUUAUGUCCAUAAUGAACUGCUUUUUUUUUGUUUUUGUUUUGAUAAACCAAUGAUAAAUAUUCUGUUUUGAGAGGCCUGACAUGAUGAUGAUGACAAAAAUGGCAAGUCUAUGGUCAUUGUAGAUCAGUGACGACGUCCUCACAGCAGCUUUAAGGCCAGUGAUGACAUUUCAGACCAUGAUGUGAUUGUGGUUGAGUGCACCCCCUUUGGUUCCAACAUUGUAAUCAUGGCCUUUUGACGCUUGACUACAACCACCUGGGAAAACUGGCAGUGUUGCCAAGCCUAAGUGCCUACGAGUCCGAUAUUUUUUGUCAUUUUUUAAAGUUUUUCUCCCUAGAAUAUAGUUUUUUUUCUGUCAAAAAUGUUUUUUACUAUUCUUUUUUAAAUACAUUUUGAAUGUUAUUGAUAAAACACAGAUGUUUCCUGUUUCUGCAAAUAGAAUA
Messenger RNA from Scomber scombrus (Atlantic mackerel), 1940 nucleotides. RefSeq names its product mesenchyme homeobox 1 (gene meox1). The record is from RefSeq and is a predicted model, not a curated record. Gene Ontology annotation, biological process: positive regulation of transcription by RNA polymerase II. The coding region runs from base 487 to 1293 and encodes 268 amino acids. Gene Ontology annotation, cellular component: nucleus. Gene Ontology annotation, molecular function: DNA-binding transcription factor activity, RNA polymerase II-specific; RNA polymerase II cis-regulatory region sequence-specific DNA binding. NCBI's taxonomy places the organism in Eukaryota, Metazoa, Chordata, Actinopteri, Scombriformes, Scombridae. The transcript has 3 exons.